Apodemus sylvaticus (European woodmouse) is the source of this 1545-nucleotide messenger RNA. Its product is annotated as 1,25-dihydroxyvitamin D(3) 24-hydroxylase, mitochondrial. The transcript has 11 exons. Gene Ontology annotation, molecular function: oxidoreductase activity, acting on paired donors, with incorporation or reduction of molecular oxygen; iron ion binding; heme binding. Gene Ontology annotation, cellular component: mitochondrial inner membrane. Gene Ontology annotation, biological process: cholesterol metabolic process; glucocorticoid biosynthetic process; C21-steroid hormone biosynthetic process. The record is from RefSeq and is a predicted model, not a curated record. Lineage: Eukaryota; Metazoa; Chordata; Mammalia; Rodentia; Muridae. Bases 1 to 1545 code for a protein of 514 amino acids.
AUGAGCUGCCCCAUUGACAAAAGGCGCUCCCUGAUCGCUUUCCAGCGCCGGCUGCGGGACCUCGGACAACCCCCAAGAUCCGUAACAUCCAAGGCGUGCGCUUCGCGCGUUCCAAAGGAGGUGCCCCUCUGCCCGCUGAUGGCAGAUGGUGAGACUAGGAACGUCACCUCCUUGCCUGGACCCACCAACUGGCCACUGCUAGGCAGCCUACUGGAGAUUUUUUGGAAGGGUGGCCUGAAGAAACAGCACGACACACUGGCAGAGUACCACAAGAAGUAUGGCCAGAUCUUCCGCAUGAAGCUGGGCUCCUUCGACUCGGUGCAUCUGGGCUCGCCGAGCCUGCUGGAAGCUCUGUACCGCACAGAGAGCGCGCAUCCCCAGCGACUGGAGAUCAAACCUUGGAAAGCCUAUCGCGACCACCGCAACGAAGCCUACGGGUUGAUGAUCCUGGAAGGACAGGAGUGGCAGAGGGUCCGCAGUGCCUUCCAGAAGAAACUCAUGAAGCCGGUGGAGAUCAUGAAGUUGGACAACAAGAUCAAUGAGGUCUUGGCUGACUUUGUGGGGCGAAUCGAUGAGCUGUGUGAUGAGAGAGGCCGCAUCCAAGACUUGUACAGCGAGCUGAGUAAAUGGUCCUUUGAAAGCAUCUGCCUUGUGUUAUAUGAGAAGAGAUUCGGGCUCCUUCAAAAGGACGCAGAAGAAGAAGCACUGGCCUUCAUCGGGGCCAUCAAAACGAUGAUGAGCACAUUUGGGAAGAUGAUGGUGACCCCCGUGGAGCUGCACAAGCGCCUCAACACCAAGGUGUGGCAAGCACACACGCUGGCCUGGGACACCAUUUUCAAAUCAGUCAAGCCCUGCAUCGACAACCGCCUGGAGAGAUAUUCCCAGCAGCCCGGUGCGGAUUUCCUCUGUGAUAUCUAUCAGCAAGAUCGUCUUUCCAAGAAAGAACUGUAUGCCGCUGUCACAGAGCUCCAGCUUGCUGCGGUGGAGACGACCGCUAACAGCUUGAUGUGGAUUCUCUACAAUCUAUCCCGGAAUCCCCAAGCUCAACAGAGACUUCUUCAGGAAAUCCAGAGCGUGCUGCCUGACCACCAGAUGCCACGGGCGGAAGAUGUGAGGAAUAUGCCCUAUUUAAAGGCCUGUCUAAAAGAAUCCAUGAGGCUUACCCCAAGUGUGCCAUUUACAACUCGGACCCUUGACAAACCAACAGCUCUGGGUGAAUACAUGCUUCCCAAAGGAACGGUGUUAACACUAAAUACCCAGGUGCUGGGUUCUAGCGAGGACAAUUUUGAAGAUGCUAAUAAGUUUAGACCCGAACGCUGGCUUCAAAAGGAGAAAAAGAUCAGUCCCUUUGCUCAUCUCCCGUUUGGCAUCGGGAAGAGGAUGUGCAUCGGGCGCCGGCUGGCUGAGUUACAGCUCCACUUGGCUCUUUGCUGGAUAAUCCAGAAAUAUAACAUCGUGGCUACAGACCAUGAACCUGUGGAGAUGCUGCAUCUUGGUAUCCUGGUGCCUAGCCGGGAGCUGCCCAUUGCGUUCUGUCCACGGUAG